AUGCCGACCAGAGCUAGCGCCAGGCCAGCCGUGUUGAUGGCAGGCGCUCGACCGCCUCAGCGGCCGCUUCCACGCCUCAGCGGCCGGCCCCCGCAGCAGACCCCCUCCCGACCCAUGGCCGCGCUGCGCAACAGGCAGUGCAGGCUGAACAUGUGCCAGGGCACUGGCAAGGAUAGCGAGACUGAGAUGGCGGCGAUGGCAGCCCUCUCAGCUGCGGUAGCCGAGGCAAAUGGCACCAGCAGCCCUGCAGAGAGUGUAGCGCUUAUGGGCGAGGAGCUAGUUGAAGACAACCCCGAGUUGCACCCUCUUAAAGAGGCGCUACAGCGAGCAAAGCUGCGGCUGGAGGAGGCCACUGGCAUCAGGGAGGCAUUGGAGGCAGAGGCACAGAAGGUGGCCCAGCUGGCCGUGAAUGCCGAGGGUGCUGUCACCAAGUACCGCAAGCAGCUGGAGGAGGCGAGCGUGGAGCUGGAGGCAGCAGAGGCUGCCAACCAGCGCGCCAUGGUCGAGCUGGCUGAGCUUCGACAGCAGAUGGCCAGCGAGGCGGCGCUGGGGCGGCAGGACGAGGACAAGCUUGAAAAGGUAGCCGCUGUGGCCGAGGCAGCAGCAGAAGAGAAAAGCGACGUCACUGCUGCAGCUGCAGAGAUGGACGAUGAGCUGGGGCAGCACAGUGGUCAGCUGGAAAGCACAGGGGGGCGCAUCACCGAGGCGCAGGCCAAGAUUGCUCGGCUGCAAGCCAAGCUUGUCACUGCGGAGGAGGCGGCGAAGCAAGCAGACAGCAUCGCGCAGGCGGCUAUGGAGGCGGCGGAGGAGGCGGUGAGGGACGAGAUGGAGACGAUUGCCGUCUGCAAGGAGACUGAAAAUGCUCUGCUCAAGGCCAUUGAGGACCUGCGUUUCUUGGACGAUACCAGCGAGCGCCAGGAGGAGGAGUGGGACCGCAAGAGCGUGUUGCGAACCAUUGACGCCGAUGAUGGUGAUGGUAGUGCGACAUCGGAGACAGCGCGCGGCGUGCCUACCGACCUGCGGCCACUGGAGGAGGAGCGGGCGGAGGCGGCCCGUCAGGCGCAGCUCAAGGGCUGGCGUCGCCUGCUGGCUGCGCUCAACCAGAACAAGGCGCUGAUCCUGGGAGUUGUGGCGGUGGUUGCAGUGGGCGGCUACGUCUUGCACCAGCACGCCGUGUUCGCGACGGUUGCCUCGCAGCUGCAGGUGGCGUACGCCGCGGCGGGCCGCCUUUGGGCUAUGGCCGCCAAUUUGGUCAGCCGAGUGCCCUUCCCCCACAUCCAUCCCGGUGAGGAGGGGCUGCUGGAGACCAUCUGGCUGCUUCUGGCCUCCGUCAUCACGGUGCCCCUCAUUUGCAAAAUCCCAGGCGGAUCACCUGUGCUUGGCUUCCUGGCUGGAGGUGCGCUGGUCGGUCCAGCAGCGCUAGGCCUGAUUCAAGAUGUGGAGUCGAUCCGCCACCUGGCUGAGCUGGGCGUUGUCUUCCUGCUGUUCAACAUUGGCCUGGAGCUCAGCUUUGACCGCUUGCGCUCCAUGGGCAAGUUUGUGUUUGGCAUGGGCACCGCGCAGGUGGUGCUGACACUGGCGGCCGUGGCAUGGACGGGCAUGGCUGUCACGGGUGGCACACUGGGAGGGCCAGGUGCCAUCAUCCUGGGUGGCGGCCUGGCGCUGUCUACCACGGCAGUGGGCAUGCAGGUUCUGGCAGACCGUGGCGAGGCUGGGUCCAAGUUCGGUCGCGCCACCUUUAGCGUGUUGCUGCUUCAGGAUCUGGCGGUUGUCGUGCUGCUCAUGCUCAUCCCGUUGCUGGCCCCCGGCCCAGAUGGUGCCUCAGCUGCUGGCAUUUCCUCCAUCACCAAGGCGAUUGGGGCUGCAGCCGUCAAGGCGGUGGUGACCAUGGUCGGCAUCACAGUGGCGGGCCGCACCUUGCUGCGCCCACUCUACAAGCGAGUAGCAGAGACCAACGACUCCACCAUCUUCAAUGCGCUCACUCUGCUUGUGGUGCUGGGCACCAGCCUCAUCACGCAGCUGGCGGGGCUCAGCCUGGCGCUGGGCGCCUUUUUGGCGGGGCUGCUGCUGGCAGAGACUGAAUACCACCUGCAGGUGGAGUCUGAUAUCGGACCCUACAAAGGCCUGCUCAUGGGCCUCUUCUUCAUGACCGUUGGCAUGGAGAUCAGCGUGCCCCUUUUCUUUGCCAAGCUGAAGCCCAUCAUGGUGGCCAUGGGGCUCCUCAUUGUGGGCAAGGUGGCGGUCAUGACAGCCGUGGGGCAGGCCUUCGGUCUGACCCUGGUACAGAGCAUGCGCAGCGGCCUGCUUUUGGCCCCGGGGGGCGAGUUUGCUUUCGUGCUGUUUGGCGAGGCCGUGGCGAGGGGCAUCAUGGGGACAGCGCUGGCUAAGGAGCUCUACCUGGUUGUGGCCCUCAGCAUGGCUCUCACGCCCUUCCUGGCCCAGUUUGGCGGCAAGUUGAGCCAGAUGCUGGAGAAGAGCGACAUGAAGGCGCUGCAGCCCAAGGAGGGCGAGAUGUCGGGCAUGAGCGGCCACGUCAUCAUCUGUGGGUUUGGCCGCGUGGGAGAGCUGAUUGGCCAGAUGCUGACCGAGCGGCUCAUUCCCUUUGUGGCCCUCGACGUCAGCGCGAGCCGUGUGCAGGAGGGCAAGAAACUGGACCUGCCUGUGUACUUUGGUGAUGCCGGCUCACCCGCGGUGUUGCACGCCGUGGGAGCAGACCAGGCGGCCUGUGCGGUCAUCACUCUGGAUACUGCAGGUGCCAACUAUCGUUCUGUGUGGGCUAUGCACAAGCACUUCCCACAUGUCAAGACUUUUGUGCGCGCGUUUGACAUUGAAAAUGGUGUGAUGCUUGAGAAGGCGGGUGCCACUGCUGUUGUGCCUGAAAUCCUGGAGCCCAGCUUGCAGCUGGCGGCAGCAGUGCUGAGCCAGCUCAACAUGCCCGAGGAUGAGGUCGCCGAGACGAUCCGCACCUUCCGCAAGAGCCAUCUCAGCGAGCUGCAAGUCCUGGCGCAGAUAAGUGGAAGUUCGUUGGGCUAUGGGGUGCCCAACAAGGUGGAGGGUGGCAAAAGCAAGUCGGUGGAUGUGUCGGCGGUGGAGGAGACAGACAGCGAGGGGCGUGUGAUUGGUGGCGAUGGAGUGGCGGUGGUACCCGUGGCGGGCUGAUGUCUCGAAAUGUGCAGUCUGCUGACUAGAAUGCGCUUUUCUCAAGCCAUGCUUAUGCAAUGCUUACAAAUCUUCUCUUCCCAGCCAUUGGGGUUUCAAUGCCAUUGGACACAUUGCAGCAUGCAUGUUUUCCACUGUUUUCCAAUCCAACCCACUCUCACUUCUGUCUUCUGACGCAUACUGAAGGCCAUGCUCCAAUCUCUUUUGACUGCUUUAUAAAACGUGCCCUGCCCUGUAAUUUUAAUGCAAGCCUCAUCAAUUCUCUAACCCCAGUCUGCACGCUGGCAGCAUGUGUAAGUCCCAUGCCUGCUGGCCCGCUCAACGGCUGUCCUGCUGGGCCUGCUCUGAUCUGCAACGUCUCACCCCCAUUAUGCUGGCCCCUCCAGCAGCCCCGUGUUGAGCCAGUUGGCGUUGAUAUCGUCCAAAUGCUGCUCGAAGUCAACCAGGGCCCUGUGGCGUCCCUCUGCCGCAUACUGCAUCAGAAUGUAAUGGGGCACCCGGC
Chlorella variabilis is the source of this 3661-nucleotide messenger RNA. RefSeq lists its product as hypothetical. Bases 1 to 3159 code for a protein of 1052 amino acids. The record is from RefSeq and is a predicted model, not a curated record. Gene Ontology annotation, molecular function: potassium:proton antiporter activity. Gene Ontology annotation, cellular component: chloroplast; membrane. The transcript is spliced from 27 exons. Gene Ontology annotation, biological process: potassium ion transport; proton transmembrane transport. Lineage: Eukaryota; Viridiplantae; Chlorophyta; Trebouxiophyceae; Chlorellales; Chlorellaceae.